AUGGGAGGCGAGUGGGCUCUCCGCAGAGGCCAGCUUAGCCCGCAGGAGCUGCCUGCAGAACCCCACUGCCCGCCCCUCUCAGACCCGCCUCGGCCCGCCUCGAUGGUCCCCGCACACUCAGCCAGCGGCCUCUGCUGUGUCUGCUGCUCCUGCUGGGUCUGCUGCUGCGUCCGGUUACCCGUGAAGACCACGCCGGGCACCUCCAGCACCCCAAGUCCGCGGGAGCGCACGCGGGCCCUGAUGCGGGACUUCCUGCUUGUGGACGGCCACAACGACAUGCCCCUGGUCCUGAGGCAGUUUUACCACCACGGGAUACAGGAUGUUAAUCUGCGCAAUUUCUGCCAUGGCCAGACCAGCGUGGACAGGCUGAAAAAUGAUCUCGUGGGUGCCCAGUUCUGGUGAGCCUACAUCCCAUGCCGGACCCACGAACGCGAUGCUGUGCGCCUCACCCUGGAGCAACUUCACCUCAUCUGCCUCACAUGUGCCUCCUAUUCUGAGCUGGAGCUUGUGACCUCAGUUAAAGCUCUCAACAAUACCUGGAAGUUGGCUAGCCUCAUUGGUGUGGAGGGCGGCCACUCACUGGACAGGAGCCUCUCCAUCUUGCGUACCUUCUAUGCGCUGGGUGUGCGCUACGUGACACUCACCCACACCUGCAACACGCCCUGGGCACAGAGCUCAGCAAAGGGUAUCCACCCCUUCUACAGCAAUGUCAGUCGGCUCACCGGCUUUGGCGAGAAGGUGGUGGCAGAAAUGAACCGCCUGGGCACGAUGGUGGACUUGGCCCAUGUCUCGGAUGCUGUGGCACGGCGAGCCCUACAAGUGUCACAGGCACCUGUCAUCUUCUCCCACUCAGCUGCCCGGGGUAUGUGCAAGAACACUCGCAAUGUUCCUGAUGAUAUCCUGCAGCUUCUGAAGAAGAACGGUGGCAUCCUGAUGGUGCCCUUGUCCGAGUGGGUGCUGCAGUGCAACCCGUUAGCCAACGUGUCUACUGUGGCAGGUGAGCCUCACCCUGGGCUCUCUGAAAACUCGGAUUUGGAGCUGAAGCUGGGUCCAAAUUUAGGGAGGAUUUCAGAAGAGCCCCAGUGGUUUGACCCACCUACUGGCAAUAGGUACAGCACCCAAAAACCCAAGAAUGGACAGUACACAGCACCUUGGUGCCACGUGGAACUGGAGCCACAGAAUCAAAACUGCGAUACGGAUGGAAACUAUCUCUUCCCCCACACCAGCCCCCAUGGCCCAGUCCCGGGAAACCGGGAGCCCAGAGCACUUGUGGCCACAGAGACACUGGCACGCAGCCCUCAGGGUGUGCGGGGCCGGCUGCAGGCAGCUGGGGACAAGGUGUGCUCCCGGGAGGCCUCCUGCUGA
Messenger RNA from Mesoplodon densirostris (Blainville's beaked whale), 1365 nucleotides. Its product is annotated as dipeptidase 2-like. The record is from RefSeq and is a predicted model, not a curated record. Lineage: Eukaryota; Metazoa; Chordata; Mammalia; Artiodactyla; Ziphiidae. Gene Ontology annotation, molecular function: metallodipeptidase activity. Gene Ontology annotation, biological process: proteolysis. The transcript is spliced from 9 exons.